AGGAUUCUUUCUCCUUCCUCCCUCUUCUCAACACAGAAUGACAACUCGGAGUGUAAACGACUCUCUCAAUGACGAUGACUCCAACAUAGACUUGGAAGCCCUGGAUACAGAAUCCGCCUCAGAUUCCGGUUCCUCCCUGAACAACUCACAUCUAUCUUCCGCAGACGAUGAAGCGAACAGCAACAGCAACAGCAACAGCAACCAAGCCAGCGCAAACGCAAACUUGAAUAACCACAAUGCAGGCCAUGUCAGCACUAUCCACCGUCGGGGUACUAACCGAAAUAAUAGCAACAACAACUCCGCCAACAAUCACAUGAACAAUGCGGUUCUUUUGAACGACGAUUUCUACAGACCAAACCCCCUAUCUCAUAUACAAUCAAACAAGAGCUCCAAAAGUAGGAAAAGUACACAGGUGAGCUUCAAUGAUCACUCUGUACCGUCCAGCAGUGGGCAUCCCUCGCUGCGACAUUACAGCAAUGGUCCCACCAACAACAAUGCGCCCUCCAUCUCUAAGUUCCCUAUGGCAACUCGGCAAUCUACUUAUAACUCCACAUUGUCCUCCACCAACACAUCGUCAUAUAUUGCAGGAGGCACCACUUCCAAUCUGGUUGCAAACCGAUAUCAUAACGGAAAUGGAAAUGGAAAUGGAAAUAUUAAUGGAAGUGAGAUGGACAACGAUUAUUACUACGGAGAUGACUACGAUACAAAAGACUUGGCCACAGAUGACUUGGAUCACGACGAUGAUACCUACUCGUACGACUAUAUUGCCAAUUCAAACGUUAAACUGAAAAAGGGCGAUAAAUUGAAAACUUCUUGGGCAAUGCCCUUGCAAAAUGAACGACAGUACAAAGAUUUACAAAUAAUUGAUGAAGUUGCAAAAUUACAAAACUUGGAUUUCUUCUCUGAAAGUUAUGUCGAAAACCUAGAAAACUUGAAAAUAUCGCAAUUGGGUCUAUUGAUAGAUAUGGUAAAACUUACAGAAAACUCAUUUGACGAGUUUUACAAUAUUUGGAACGAAUUUGAAUCAAAGAUCAAGUUCGAAAACGAAAACGACAAUCUAGAAAUCCCUCCUGCAAAAAGUAGCAAUGGAGUUAGCACAAAUUCUCAGCCAAAGAAAGAAAAUAUUAUCUCCAGCUUGUCUUCUGACAUGGAGAGCAUUUCCCCGACAAGAAUGAUGAUGAACGAGGCUGAUCCUUCAGUUUUGAACGAGGCUAAGAGUAAGACUGAUACAAAGAAAAACGAGAAAACUAAGGGUAAGAGUUCAAUAGAGGAUGCAGAGUUGGAUGUUCAAGAAAAGCCUGGUAGUGAUUUGGUUACUCAAUUUGAUAUAAAUAAUAGUGAAGGCUUCAAGUUAAUGAAAAAACGUAAACAGGAAAUCUUGAAAGAUCUCGAAAAAAUCAAUAGUUCAAUUGACCAAAUUGACGCAUUUACCAAAUCGAUGUGGACAAAAAUGUAAUAAUUUUUAUUAAAUGCAAUUGGAUAUACAUACUGCGAGACAAAUCUAUGUGUAUGUAAUUUAUAUAUGUGUAUGUAAGAAUUAUGUAAACAUCAAAAAAAGCUGGAUC
This is a messenger RNA of Pichia membranifaciens NRRL Y-2026, 1565 nucleotides long. RefSeq lists its product as hypothetical. NCBI's taxonomy places the organism in Eukaryota, Fungi, Ascomycota, Pichiomycetes, Pichiales, Pichiaceae. The transcript has a single exon. Bases 38 to 1456 code for a protein of 472 amino acids. The record is from RefSeq and is a predicted model, not a curated record.